Molecule: messenger RNA, 3299 nt
Organism: Marchantia polymorpha subsp. ruderalis
Lineage: Eukaryota; Viridiplantae; Streptophyta; Marchantiopsida; Marchantiales; Marchantiaceae
Source: the annotation of a GenBank genome assembly
CUUGCGCCUGGAAUAGCUUCCGAGUGAGUGAGUGAGCGAGGGAGGAAGGACAUCGCGUGAUCAUCGGGAGACAGCGUGUGUGAGCUGCCUGCCAAAUUUGUGUGUAUGCUGCGUUCCGUGCGUGAAUGAGAUACUCUCUCUCUCUCGUUCGCAUCCUACGAUCCUGAAGUUGGACUCUUGUCGGGUAUCGAGCUUUCGCUCUUCGGAGUUAUGAGACUCGGGCAGAAUUUUAACGAAUUUUGGAGAGAAAUGGAGGCCUGGACGGGUGGCCUGAAAGUCCGGUGGUGUCGACGCAGGAGCACCUCUGACAAACAGCACUUGGACUCUUUAACGUGAUGCUAAGAUUAAGUCAUGCGCAUACGCAGGAAGGGCAGAGAACCGCUAUUGACAGCGUGGUGACAGGACUAUGGAUAGACUUGAAUCGCAUUAAUUAGUGAGGGUCAAGCUCGGAAUGCAGGGCAUCAGUAAUGGCGUGGAGGAUACUGGUGGAGCAGGGAAAGUUUCAAGAGGUUCUGAAAGGGAGCUGAAAUCUCAUAAGAGGGAAACCAAGGAAACAAUGUGGGGGACCUUGAGCAGGGCCCGGCGGAGCAUGAUAUGCUUGCCUCAUCCCACUGCCGUGUGUUCUAAUGUUCGCACACGUAUCGCCGGGCCUAUUGUGCAGCCUGUAAGCUACAAGGAGCAGGUUGAGUUCCUUGAUUGGCUGAAAGAGCGCGGACAGCGAGAUGCUUAUCUGAGUACUACUGUGGGAAUCUCCACACAUGGCAGGGCAUUGUUCGCUACCCGUCCCAUUCAAGCUGGCGAGCGCGUUCUUCGUGUUUCCCGAGAUCUGUUGAUCACUCCAGAUAAGCUACCGAAGGAGGUCACAAAACUUUUGCCGCAAGAUGUUAGUGAGUGGGCUCGUCUUGCUCUCUUCUUACUUGCCGAGCAGCAUAAGGGCCAGGAAUCAACUUGGUCGCCUUACAUCAGUUGCCUACCUCCUUUAGGGGCUAUUCACAGUACGGUCUUUUGGAAAAAGGAAGAGCUGGAGCUUGUUCGACACAGUUCACUACACAGGGAGACUGUGCAAAGGAAAGCAAUUAUUGGAGCAGAAUUCGCAGCAGUUCAACCGGCUUUACAGCGAUGUACACAUAUAUUUGGAGAACGUAUCGCACAAACAGAUUUUAAGCAUGCCUAUGCUACCGUUUGUUCUCGCGCCUGGGGCAUUGAAGCACUCCAAACUCUUGCCCUGGUUCCAUUCGUAGACUUCUUCAACCAUGAAUCAUACUGUCAGGCAUUGUUGUCAUAUGACGAAGAACAAGGCUAUGCAGAGGUCAUUGCCGACCGCGAUUAUGCAGUCGGAUCUCAGGUUGUGUUAAGUUACGGACGUUUACCGAACAGUAUUCUAGCACUGGACUUCGGUUUCACCCUCCCUGAGAAUCCUCAUGACCAGGUGGAAGUAUGGAUGGGAGUAUCUCGCAGGGACGAACUACGAAAGCUGAAGUUACAAUUGUUGCAUGCCCACGACAUGCCAACAUUUCUCCAUGCUGAUGGAUCUGAUAGUGGUGGAUCUGGUUUCAACAUUAGGUUUGUAAAAUCUGCCAUAGGUCGUGGGAAGGGCAUACCACAUGCACUUCGGGCCUUCGCUCGAGUUCUUUGUGUGGACAAUGCACAAGAGUUGACAGAAAUGGCCGCCGAAGCCACCAAGCUUGACGGGCGGCUGGCUCGACGACCUUUGAAAGACAAGAACAGAGAAGCUCAGGCUAUGAGCCUCCUGCUAGCUCGUUUGGAGAGUAUGAUGCAGCAACGGCAUAGUGCACUUCUGACCUUGCGCUUGGUGGAAACAUGCAGAGGGUCGAAUUCAGGGUCGAAGAGUCCAGUUACAGUGCACGUACAAAUGGCAGGUGCCGUUGUCAGCGGAGAGAUGCGCGUUUUAAGGUCUGCCAUCGCUUGGUUGAGAAAUCAUUGUUCUCCUUCGACUGUCCUCACAUGAACAUCAAAGGUUUUCGACUUCGCAUGCGAUCCUUUUCCUUGAUGGGGGCAUGAUUCGCCUCGUGUGAGGAGAAUGACCGUGAAUGAUCCAUGCUCGUGGCGGCCUCACUCGCGGCGAAGAAGUUUUCAGCAGCGACGGCACUCACAAUCUCAUCCCUUGAACGUGAUAACAGAGCAAAACCACGAGUGCUUCCUGGCAACCAAUGACGCUGAUGAAGAGUCCUGGAGGCAAUUCCAUAGUUGCGGUCACCAGGCAGCAGCGUCUGCAGCGUGUGCAUGGACUUCCGUAAGCAGGGACUGGGAGUCCCUGCUUACGGAUAGUUCAUGCUCACGGAGUCCAUGCGCCCGCUGAGGCCGCAAGGAUUUACAGACUUCAUUUCUUCCCCGUCGACCUGGACGUCACAAAAGGACACUGAUCAGAAAUCUGCGAGCCCAACAUCCACACAGGUUGGAAGAUCCUGCCACAGGUGACUUGGCUGUUCCCUCCAGAGUGAGAGUAAAUUGGAGGCUUGGAGUCUGGAGUGAGUGGAGACACAACUUCCAGAUCGGGUUAAGGGCAAUCAUUCGACCGAUCGCCAUGAAUCUCAAGACUAGGGAUGUCAAAAGUAUAAUAGGGGGAUUUACGAGAAAGAUUCAAAAGGAGACAUAAAAAGACCGUGGGUCGCAGCGCCAUUGCCAAUUUGAGCGGAGUGACAAAAGAUAUAGAUGCUGCGUCGUUCUUGACCUCAUGCACAAUCUGAAAGGGGCCAGACGUGUACGGCAUGACCUCAAAAGUUGGAACUCGGCCGAAAGUCAUCAAUGACGAGCACUGAAGCUUCGCCGACGCUGCUAUUCUCGAGGAGAGAGACGCGGAACGAAUCUCCUUCUGUCCACUUCUCUCGAUUGCACGCCGAGCCUCCGUCCUGUCGCGGAGCGACCCAUUCCUUCAUCACCUCCAUUCUUGAACACAGCAGUCGAAUCCGAUAGCUCUCGAUCUCGAAUUGAGUCUGCCCCAUCUUCUACUCCAACUACAUCAUCUUCAAUUCAUCAUCGACGACUCCAGUGGAGCUUACGUUUGUGUACAUUUCGAAUGUGAAGCUGGAUCACCACGCAAAAAUUGUUUCCUCCACGCCAAAAGCUGUCACCAUGUUUGCAUCAGACAUCUCCAUAAUAUGAGGGUUGAAGUAUGUGAUCACGGUAAUGCGAAUGAUUCCCAUAUUGUCCACAGUUUCCACUCAGAGACCGCUGUUCCUUGACGUUUCACUUUGAUUUUACUAAUAUUUCUGAAGCUAAAUUACUCAGUCUAUUCUUUAUAAAUGUUUGUGAAUGGGGAGUUUCAUGCAUGGCGUGAU